Messenger RNA from Caenorhabditis remanei, 1041 nucleotides. RefSeq lists its product as uncharacterized. The transcript has 3 exons. Gene Ontology annotation, molecular function: protein binding. The coding region runs from base 1 to 1041 and encodes 346 amino acids. The record is from RefSeq and is a predicted model, not a curated record. Gene Ontology annotation, biological process: innate immune response. NCBI's taxonomy places the organism in Eukaryota, Metazoa, Nematoda, Chromadorea, Rhabditida, Rhabditidae.
AUGUCAGCAGAAUACCCGUCAGAAAAAUGUCUUCUUACGAUGCCAGACGUCGUCAUGAACAAAGUCUUGGGGAAGUUGGAUUUUCCGGCAAUACAAUGUUUACGGAAAACAUGUUCGACGCUUCGUACCUUCAUCGACGCCGUCAAACCGGACCCCGCAUUGGACAGACUACAAAUCUAUGCCAAACAUGAUAACAUAUCGUACAUGUUCGAUGAGCACGUUGUAAUCAAAUGCUGUAGAAACGGAGAAGGAUGUAAUGUUGAAUGGCGUGAACGAGACAACCGGCCACACGAAAAACUUCUGGAAUUUGAGAACUUUGUUGACGUUACUUCGAAGGAUAUCAUCUCAGUAUUGACGAAUCAGAAGUCAGAAAUGGAACUUUUAAGAGUUAAUGCAUUCAGAUGUCCAGAUGAUAUAUUGGAAGAACAACAAGAACUUUUAUAUCAAUUUUCUGAGCAAUUGUUAUCCAAUCUGGAGUCUCACCUGGCUUCCAAACCAAAAAAACUGCAAGUCGAAACCUUCGAAAUACAAGUAGCCGAAAUGGCUCAAGUUCUCCAUCUCCUACCACAUCUUGACGUCAAAAACCUGAAAAUUACGAAUGAAAAAAGUGAUAAUUAUGGCGCAGUGUUGAAUAUGCAAGAGUUGAUAGAGUUGGAGCAAUGGAAAAAGUUGGACACCCUGGAAAUACUCAACUGUUUUGUAAAUUUAAGAAUUGAAGAUCUGCUUCAUUUGAAGAGGUGCUAUUUGCACUAUGAAACAAUUAAUAGUGCUAUGAUUGAGGAAUUGAAGGAGGCAUUCCGUACCUCUUCUCACCUCAAGUCCUUCAGAAUCGGAAGUACCCAGUCUGACAUUCAACACUUGAUGGAUCCACGUUAUGCUGGCCCCCACAUACAAUUUGAUCAAAUUGUUGGCGAUAUUGAAACUUGGUUCUUCUCAGUUUCUACACCUGAACGAGUUCUUGUUAUAUCAAUUAUCGAUCGCCAAAUUGUGUUCGAGUCUGGUUGGUUGGUUUUUGUUCCAGAAGGGGCAACUAUAAAUUGA